GCUGCAGAAGUUGAAGUCAAAAGUUACCUGCAGCUCUCCCCUCAAAUGUUAUUCCUCCCCUAUUGUCAGCCACUUGGCAGGCAUAUGAACCCAGAAGGACUCAUCCUCAACCUACCUCCUUCUCCUCCCAGCUGCUCGGCACUAGGGAGGGACGGAUAGCAGCGGGAAGACUGUUCCCAACCGAUGUGGAUGUGACAGACAAGCACAGGUGGACACCGCUUGUCAGGAGCCAAGCGUGGCUCCAACAUCUGGCCAGCUGCCACUGAAAUUGCCUCUUCAGCACUGCGCGCACACACACACACCCUGAGCACACCACUAACUUCACACGCUGCCAGAGGCUGCUCCGGGGUUGGAUUUUCGGCUACUUGCACACCCACCAAAGGGAGAAUCUCUCUCUCUCUCUCUCUCUCCCCCUCUCUAAUGGACGAAUCGGCAGGAUAAUGGGAGAGAUUUAACAUCAUUCCACCAAGGCUCUGGGGAAAAUCUAUGGGGAUUCCAUGAUUACUAAUCCAUUUGAAAAGUGAUCCUUCAAUCAAAAAAAUUUGAGAACUAACACUCGAGGGAAUCAGAUCACCUCGUGUUUCUCAGAGGAGCCAGCCUUUCCAGGUUUUGAGUCACUUGACUGAUAAGGACAUCAUGUUGUUUAGAGCUGCCCAUGAUUGUGUUUGUCUCCCUUCUUCCUCGCUGUAAAAGAAAAAGACUCUUGUUUGAAGCUGAAAGGGUUUCACAAAUUGGCAAUGUGAUUGGCUUCACUUCAAAAUAAUUUACGACAAAGAAACAGGAGAGAAGGAACUUGAAGCCUUUUCACUUGGAGGAUUUUUAUUCAUACCUGCUGGGAAAAUUGGAUGUUUUUGGACAUUUAUCUGACACUGCCAAAGGGAUGCCGGCCAAGACACCGAUUUACCUGAAAACAACCAGCAGCAAGAAAGGCAAGAAAUUUAAACUGAGGGACAUUUUAUCCCCUGACAUGAUUAGCCCUCCACUUGGAGACUUCCGACACACCAUUCACAUUGGCAAUGGAGGGGAGCAUGAUGUAUUCGGGGACAUUUCAUUUCUCCAAGGGAAGUAUGACCUCUUGCCUGGAAAUCAAGGCACGGCAAAACUUGGCCAGUAUGGAGGGCACAGUGAGUUUUUACGGGCAAACAGCACGCCGAACCCUACUUUCUCCGAGACACCCUCACCAGUGCUUAAGAAUGCCAUAUCACUUCCUAGCAUUGGUGGGUCUCAAGCCCUCAACCUCCCUCUACUGACUGCCAUGACCUUUGUCUCAAAGCGGGAUUUCUCAGCCCCUCCUAAACCUCCUCGGCUCCACCCAGCCACUGAACCACACAUGCCAGACAAAGAUGAGCAAAGGGGGAAUGGGCACAUUAAUACAGAAGGAAGAGAGGUGAAAAAGUGCCCAAAGGUAUUACAGAACGGUGAACCAAACAUCAAUCACUCACAUAGCUUUAUGGGGCAAUCUAAAGCCCGUAAAAACGUGGAGGAAGAUUCCACUCGCUGCAUCGCACAGUGCGGAGUGACAAGAACAACCAGUUCAUCAGAGGAUUCCCUCCUCAACCUCACCGGCUCUCUACUUUCCCUUCAGCUAGAUCUAGGGCCUUCUAUUUUAGAUGAUGUCCUCAACGUUAUGGAUAGGAAGCAUCAGCUGGAGGUCAAAUAACAGGCACAUUCUCAGCAAAGUCGACAAGAGAGAGCUUGGACCUCUCUCACAGUAUGCUUGAACCAUGGAACCUGUACGUCUGCAUGUUGAGCUUGAAGGAGAUACAUCAGCGUUGCCAUCUGCACCUUGGAAACGUUGAUUGCAGCAUCAUCUGUAAUUCUCUUUUGACGUUAUUGGUGUUUGAUGCUCUUUUCAACUGUUGCUCUGAUGAACAUGAAGGACUGCUGUUUGGCUGUGACACGAUUUCCACUGCUGCACCUAUGGCAAAGGACAUCUUUCGAUUUUUUUUCCCAGUCGUUCAACAGACGGACAGUCAGUUCAUGUUUCUGCGAUCUAGCUGGGUCCAGCUGAACAUUGUCAAUGGCCAGGUCAAAAUUCUGGUACUAUAGAGCACUCUUGUGCAACUGAUCUUAUGCCUGGUGGUUCAAUGGUAUCCUCCCGUCAUUCAGGCAAUUAUAUAAAACACUUAAUUCCUUCACAAUUAUAGUGGUAGUUUGCAACAAUCUCUUUGUUUUUGGUUAACUAUCGCUUAAGUACCUUCCAAAGCAAAAUUGUUUUUGUGAAACAUAUCGCUUAGAUGUACACAUGUUGCUUGAAAUGAGUGCAACAUCUGAUACAGAAUAAAGAGAUAAGUAUGGGAUAUCAUGCAGUGUUGGUGUGUCACAGGAAUUGUUAUUUUCUAAUUGUCCCUUGACGCUGGUAUUCCCUAAACCAGCAGGGCCACUGACUGCAUGAAGCAUUCUUUUUCCCAUUCAUUGAAUGUGGGCAUCACUGGCUAGGCCAGUAUUUAUUGCCCAUCCCUAAUUGCCAUUGUUUAGAGGGCAUUUAAGAGUCAACCACAUCACUGUGGGUCUGGAGUCACAUGUAGGCCAGACUAGGUAAGGACAGUAGAUUUCCUUCCCUAAAGGACAUUAGUGAACCAAAUGGGUUUUUACAACAAUUGACAAUGGUUUCAUGGUCAUCAUCAGACUUUUAAUUCCAGAUUUUUAUUGAAUUCAAAUGUUGCCUUCUUCCAGGGUGGGACUUGAACCUGGGAAUUAUCCUGGGUCUUCUCGAAAACUAGUCUAGUGACAAUACCACUGUGUCACCCCAGGAUUGUUGGUUUAACUCCAGAUCAAAAUGUGCAACUUAUGAUCUUCCAGAAUGUCUAUCAUUAUGUUUCUCUGUCAGUGCUAUGCUAAUAAUGUAGAAACUGAACUAGGCCAUUUGGUCAGACCCUCAAUCCUGUUUCACCAUUCAAUCAGAUCAUGGCUGAUUCAAAUCUUAACUCUGUUUACCUGCCAUAUGGUUUAAUAGCCCUGCCCAACAAACAUCUGUCGAUCUUUGUCUUGAAAAUUUCGAUCAACACAGAAUCCACAACCAUUUUUGGGGAACAAAUUCUGAUUGCCAUUACCCCAACAGAGGAAACAGUUCCUUUGAAUCUUUUUUUUAACAGAAAUCUCCCCAUGGCUUCAUCCACCUUUUGAAAAGGCAUUCAGGGUAGUGGGGAGUCAGAGAAGCCCCGACCUGAAUAAUAAUGGUGUCAGGGUUCAAGCAGUGGAAUUUCUUCUCUGUUGCCGCUCCAUCCUUCCCAACUUAUGCAGCUUUGCAGCACUGAAGGAGGUCAUUUGGCCUAAUGUGCCUGUGCCAGCUCUCUUAAAGAGUUCUCCACUUAAUCUAAGUCCUCCACCCUUGCCCUUAAGUUGCAUUUGAUAAGAUUGGUAGGAGCUUUGCCCUCCUGCUAUAUAACAGAGUCACCACCUUAUCAUCUAUGAGUAGAGUGGGCUGAGUGACCUGUUCUUGUGUACUUUCUUGCUCACUUCUGGUAGCUUUUAGCAGCAAGUUUAGAAUGACAUGGCGAUUGUUCCAUCAUUGAAAACAUGUAACCCUUGGGUCACAAGUGUCACAUUUGUAAUGUACAAUGUUUUAUAAUGAGUAACAGAAACUGGUAUGAUAUUCUGCUUAAUACAGGCUGUCAUUCUAAAAGUACAGCAUGAGAUAGAACAACUGCCAGUUCGGUUACACUGCUACUGGAGUUCAUUCCAUUAUCAGUGACAGACACGUGUUUACUGUACAAUGGAGAAUAGGUAAAUGCCAAAGAUGAUAUAAAAUUCAGAGCAAAUCACAAAGAAGCUUUAUGAAAACAACUAAGUUAUGUUGUCCUUGAUGAACUAUAUUAAAGAUUGGCAGAAAAUG
This is a messenger RNA of Carcharodon carcharias (great white shark), 3835 nucleotides long. RefSeq names its product CDC42 effector protein (Rho GTPase binding) 3 (gene cdc42ep3). The transcript has 3 exons. The record is from RefSeq and is a predicted model, not a curated record. NCBI's taxonomy places the organism in Eukaryota, Metazoa, Chordata, Chondrichthyes, Lamniformes, Lamnidae. The coding region runs from base 881 to 1660 and encodes 259 amino acids.